GGAGACGUGUUGUCAGUAGUUGAGGGGUUUUCUGCGCCAUGUGCAGGAAAUACUGUGAACGCUGACAACAGCGUGCCACCAGACUACAAAACACCAAUGUAACGUUAUACCACUGUAAUGUAAUAUAAAUGUAAUACAGGUAAAGGAGAGCUGCAGGCUGGCGUUACUGACUGUAUGUAGUGAUGUAGAGUCUGUUUACAAUCAUAUAAUCAUGUGGAGAAGACCUCUCAGUGCAGCCUACAGAUACUCUGGACCAAAGGGGAUCUGGGGCCUCCAUGCUGUGCGUAGAUGCAGCGCUCCAGCUUUACCUGCAGGAAGGAUCACAGCACUCCAGGCAGUGGACUUAUGGAAGAAGCACUUUGUGAAGAGAGGCGUGACGGAGCCCGACCACUCCAGCCACUACAUCCUCGCUCACCUGCUCGGGGCUAAAACUAUUGAAAGCCUUGAGCAGGAGAAGUUAACAGAGUUUCUCAGCCGAGAAAAGACGGAGCAGAUGUGGAAGCUCUGCACUAGACGCCUGUCCAGGAUGCCUGUGCAGUAUGUGAUUGAGGAGUGGGACUUCAGAGAUCUGACACUGAAGAUGAGACCUCCUGUGUUCAUACCACGACCUGAAACCGAGGAGUUGGUGGAACUCGUGCUCUCUGAUCUAGAGAUGAAGCCCGGGGCAGGAAUGGGUGCAGACGCCCAGCACAAAUGCUUUGAAGUGGGAUGUGGCUCUGGUGCUAUUUCUCUGAGUCUGCUGAAGAGUCUUCCUAAACUUAAAGCCGUUGCCGUGGAUCGAAGCCAGGAUGCAGUGGAUUUAACAAGAGAUAAUGCGCAAAGCCUGGGGCUUCAGGACAGAUUACAGGUUCAUCACAUAGAUAUUUUGAAAGAUGCAGAAACUGUGUUGGGCCUCUGUAGCCCUGUUUCAGCUCUGGUCAGCAACCCUCCGUACCUGUUCUCAGAGGAUAUGAAGUCAAUGGAACCAGAAAUCCUCAGGUUUGAAGACCACGCUGCGUUAGAUGGAGGUAAAGAUGGCCUAAAAGUGAUCAAACAGAUUCUGAGUCUGGCUCCACAGAUUCUGUCCAAUCAUGGUCGUGUUUACUUGGAGGUGGACCCCAGACACCCCCCGUUCAUUCGACGGUGGGUGGAGGCGAAUGUGGAAGAGAUGCAUUAUGUGGAGACACGGCACGACAUCACAGGCAGGCCAAGAUUCUGCAUCUUUCAGAAAGAGAAGUCAAACAAGGACCGCAAGCUGAAUCUGGAUUGAGAAACUGAGAUCCUAUUACGCUGGCUUUAGCCCAGGUCGCCACAGCCUCAGUUCCCCUACCCCCACUGAGCCACCAAAACACGCGCUCGCACUUGAUCACUCACGAUUCACAAUGUGCAGAAGCUCAAAUCAUUGUCAUGUCACCAUUGCACUUUUAAUCUGGUAUCAUUUGUGAUCGCAUCCUGCUCCCACAAUAAAGAAAUGUGUGCAAGAUGGCACAAAAGCAGGCUCAAAGCUGAAGGUAAUUACCAAGGCUUUUCUUGGAACCCUCCCUCUCAGAAUCUCACCCUCCUCCCAGGAAGCAUUCAGUAGUUCUGUGAAUCCACUGAUGAACGGUCCUCCCCUUCGCUUGUCCACUCGCUGACUCAGAUGCAGGCUGUGCACAUUGUUGAGCAAAAAAAACCACACACACACAAUGUGGCCUUUUACUUCCUCACACAAUCUGCGUGUCUCACACUCUUAAAGCUCAAAGGCCACAAAAUCUUUGUGUUUCAAAGGUGAUUGAAAGCGAACAUAUUUCGUAACAAGUGUCACAAGAGCGGCCAUCAUGUGGCGCUUAAUAAUAAUGAUGAUGAUAACAGUGUUUCUUGUUACCCUGUGAGUAAUACUGGCAUUAUAGGCGUUAUAACACGUAAAGAAAAAGCAAAGAAAGAAAGGCGAAUUAGUCUCCCAAUUGCUUAUUUUAAUAAAAAAAUGUACACAUGUAAAAGGUAGAAAAAAACGUCUUACUGAGAAAAAUACAAUGGCGUGAAAGAUGUCUCAAUGGAAUCGGUGUACUUCUUAGGAACUGUAUGUACAUCCAGAACUGACAAGGGUUAAAAUGGCUGUGGACAAUUUCCACAAAUAAGUGUAGAUUACAGUAUUGAAGUUUGCUCACGAGGCAUCUUCCUCUCGGGGUACUUCACCACCCACUGAGUCUGAAACCAGGCACGUCAGUAUGAACUGUACAUAUUUCAUCAGCAAAAAAA
This is a messenger RNA of Morone saxatilis (striped sea-bass), 2217 nucleotides long. It is a transcript of the gene hemk1, whose product is annotated as HemK methyltransferase family member 1. Bases 212 to 1249 code for a protein of 345 amino acids. Gene Ontology annotation, molecular function: nucleic acid binding; protein methyltransferase activity. Gene Ontology annotation, biological process: protein methylation. The record is from RefSeq and is a predicted model, not a curated record. Gene Ontology annotation, cellular component: mitochondrion. NCBI's taxonomy places the organism in Eukaryota, Metazoa, Chordata, Actinopteri, Moronidae. The transcript is spliced from 11 exons.